Messenger RNA from Amaranthus tricolor (Joseph's coat), 690 nucleotides. RefSeq lists its product as uncharacterized. The record is from RefSeq and is a predicted model, not a curated record. The transcript has a single exon. Bases 1 to 690 code for a protein of 229 amino acids. Lineage: Eukaryota; Viridiplantae; Streptophyta; Magnoliopsida; Caryophyllales; Amaranthaceae.
AUGAAUGUAGACAUACGGUUUGUUAGCAGCCAAAUCAUCCAUCUGAGUGUCAACCCUAUUGUGGGUGAUAGCUUUGAUUGCUCCUUUCUUUAUGGUGCUACUGACAAGAACGAAAGGGGUAUCAUGCUUACGGAGCUUGAGAACACAGGCACAACCGUGACAAAGCCUUGGAUAGUCAUGUGGGAUUUCAACUGCAUAGCCAAUCUUAAUGAGAGGAUAGAGCAAAAACCAUGUCUUCAUGAAAUUGAACCUUUUCGAAGAUGCAUGGCUAGCUGCGACAUCCACGUCAUGAAAAGUACAGGGAGUUUUUUUACUUGGUCAAACAAGCAAAGAGGAGAGGCCAAAGUUCUAAGCAAGAUUGAUAGAGUGUUGGGAAACCCAGCUUGGGAGUGCUCCUUUCCCACAGCAGAGGUCUGCUUCCUUCUAGAGGGGAACUUCGACCACACACAGAUGCUAGUUCAAUUCCUAGAAUCCCCUAAACAUGCAAAACCUUUUAAAUUCCUCAAUCACUGGGGAAAGCACAAAGAGUUCAUGGACACCAUCCGAGCAACAUGGCACACUAUCUUGUCAAGGAGGCCAAACCACCUUGAUCAAAAACUCAGAUUGAUUAAGGAGGCAUGCAAAGCAAAAUUCAAAAACACAGAAGCAGGGGACUUGGCCAAAGCUGAAGCUGAUCUGCAAAAAGCCUAG